Megalopta genalis is the source of this 718-nucleotide messenger RNA. Lineage: Eukaryota; Metazoa; Arthropoda; Insecta; Hymenoptera; Halictidae. The record is from RefSeq and is a predicted model, not a curated record.
UAUAUAAACGACGGUCGGCGGUCUGCGGAGGUAUCAUUCUCCAUUUGCUAUCUCGCGAACGCCGGCAAUAUGGUAAUCAAGGUCGCUUUGAUCCUCGGCGCGCUGGUUCUCGGCCUGGUCGAGAGCGGAUCGGCCGGCCACGCGCACAGUUUCGCCCAUUUCCACGGGCCCGUCGAGGGGCCUCACCACGAAGUCUCGUCGCACGACAAGCACGGCCAUCAUCACGUCGACUACGUCGCUCAUCCGAAGUACGAGUUCUCGUACGGCGUCGACGACCAUCACACCGGCGACCAUCAUGGACAGAAGGAGCACAGGGACGGCAAGAAGGUGGCAGGCGAAUACACCGUGAAGGAACCGGGCGGCAACGUGAGGGUGGUGAAGUACCACGCGGAUCCCCACGGCGGGUUCUUCGCGUACGUUCACAAUUCCAACGGGAACAACCACGAGGGCGGCACCUACGGCGGCCACGGACACGGGCACGGGCACUAUUGAAACGGCGGCCGGGAUCAUCGUCGGCAAAGGAAACCAAGGACUCGUCGAUCUACAAAGCAGCUUGUUACUCGAGGAUUAUCUUCGCUCCGAUUAUCGAAUAUUUGACGGCGCGUACCAAAGAGACUCUGAAGAAGCGCCCAGCUAGCUCUAGGUUCUUGUUAGCCAUGGAUUAUGUUUGUUGUUAUCGUUGUUAACUCUUGAAUACAGUAUCGUACGCUAUAACGUG